GCCGGCCGGGGCUCCGCCCCCUGCGGCAGAGCGUGUGGCGUCACUUCCGGUCUCUCUUACUUCCGGCCUCUCUUUCCUUCGGCCUGGGGCGCGAGCUGGUGAGGAGUUGUCGUGUGUCCUGAACUCCUCGGAACCAUGGCGUCCCUUUCCCUUGCACCUGUUAAUAUCUUCAAGGCUGGAGCUGAUGAAGAGAGAGCAGAGACAGCUCGUCUGUCUUCUUUUGUUGGUGCCAUUGCUAUUGGAGACUUGGUAAAGAGCACGUUGGGACCCAAGGGCAUGGACAAAAUUCUGUUAAGCAGUGGACGAGAUGCUUCUCUUAUGGUAACCAAUGAUGGUGCAACUAUUUUAAAAAACAUUGGUGUGGACAAUCCAGCUGCUAAAGUUUUAGUUGUCUUCUGGAGUGCCAUGUACUUACUGAUGGUAAAACUACUGUAUUUCAGGCUGAAAAGUUCAAAGAAUUUGUCAGAUAUGUCAAGGGUUCAAGACGAUGAAGUUGGUGAUGGCACUACCUCUGUUACUGUUUUAGCAGCAGAAUUACUAAGGGAAGCAGAAUCUUUAAUUGCAAAAAAGAUUCAUCCACAGACCAUUAUUGCGGGUUGGAGAGAAGCCACAAAGGCGGCAAGACAGGCUCUGUUGAAUUCUGCAGUCGAUCAUGGUUCUGACGAAGUUAAAUUCCGUCAAGAUUUAAUGAACAUUGCAGGAACAACAUUAUCCUCAAAACUUCUUACUCAUCACAAAGACCACUUUACUAAGUUAGCUGUGGAAGCCGUUCUCAGACUGAAAGGCUCUGGUAAUCUGGAGGCAAUUCAUGUCAUCAAGAAGCUAGGAGGAAGUAUGGUAGAUUCCUAUUUAGAUGAAGGCUUUCUGUUGGAUAAAAAAAUUGGAGUAAAUCAACCAAAGCGAAUUGAAAAUGCUAAAAUUCUUAUUGCAAAUACUGGUAUGGAUACAGACAAAAUUAAGAUAUUUGGUUCCCGGGUAAGAGUUGAUUCUACAGCAAAAGUUGCCGAAAUAGAACAUGCAGAAAAGGAAAAAAUGAAGGAGAAAGUUGAACGUAUUCUUAAGCAUGGGAUAAAUUGCUUUAUUAACAGGCAAUUAAUUUAUAAUUAUCCUGAACAGCUCUUUGGUGCUGCUGGUGUUAUGGCUAUUGAGCAUGCAGAUUUUGCAGGUGUGGAACGCCUCGCUCUUGUCACAGGUGGUGAAAUUGCAUCUACCUUUGACCACCCAGAACUAGUGAAGCUUGGAAGUUGCAAACUUAUUGAGGAAGUCAUGAUUGGAGAAGACAAACUGAUUCACUUUUCUGGGGUAGCCCUUGGUGAGGCUUGCACCAUUGUUCUGCGUGGUGCCACUCAACAAAUUUUAGAUGAAGCAGAAAGAUCUCUGCAUGAUGCUCUUUGUGUUCUUGCCCAAACUGUGAAAGAUUCUAGAACAGUUUAUGGAGGAGGCUGUUCUGAGAUGCUGAUGGCUCAUGCUGUGACACAGCUUGCAAGUAGAACACCAGGCAAAGAAGCCGUUGCAAUGGAGUCUUAUGCUAAAGCACUGAGAAUGUUGCCAACUAUCAUAGCUGACAAUGCAGGCUAUGACAGUGCAGAUCUGGUGGCACAGCUUCGAGCAGCCCAUAGUGAAGGCAAUACAACUGCUGGACUGGAUAUGAAGGAAGGUACCAUUGGAGAUAUGGCAAUGCUGGGUAUAACAGAAAGUUUCCAAGUGAAGCGACAAGUUCUUUUAAGUGCAGCUGAAGCAGCAGAGGUGAUUCUACGUGUGGACAACAUCAUCAAGGCAGCACCAAGGAAACGUGUCCCUGAUCACCUCCCCUGUUAAGCAUUCCCAUAUACUCUUGAGCUCUGGAGCAGUUCAUAGUAAAGUUGUGUUUGAAAGACCUUGACCUCCUGAAAGAAGACUAUAGAAUUGAAGUUUACCUGUGGCUGUUAUAUCCUUAAGAUUUGGACAUUUAACUGACCUUCUAUUUUAACAUGGGUCUAAUUUAUUUGCUAUUUCAUUUUCCAUAAGAUUCAGUUGAUUUAAGAGUUCAUUUCUCAUACUGUGCAUCAAAAUAAAAAUUUGAACAGUUA
Molecule: messenger RNA, 2069 nt
Organism: Lagenorhynchus albirostris (white-beaked dolphin)
Lineage: Eukaryota; Metazoa; Chordata; Mammalia; Artiodactyla; Delphinidae
Gene: CCT2
Product: chaperonin containing TCP1 subunit 2
Exons: 17
Coding region: 136-1818 (560 amino acids)
Biological process (GO): protein folding
Cellular component (GO): chaperonin-containing T-complex; cytosol
Molecular function (GO): ATP-dependent protein folding chaperone; ATP hydrolysis activity; ATP binding
Source: RefSeq, a predicted model, not a curated record